Messenger RNA from Aureobasidium subglaciale EXF-2481, 786 nucleotides. RefSeq lists its product as uncharacterized. NCBI's taxonomy places the organism in Eukaryota, Fungi, Ascomycota, Dothideomycetes, Dothideales, Saccotheciaceae. The record is from RefSeq and is a predicted model, not a curated record. Bases 277 to 786 code for a protein of 169 amino acids. The transcript has a single exon.
ACGCCGUUCGGUCUCACAAUCACCCUCACUCUGUACACAAAAGCACCCAUCAUGUACUCCUGGGACGAUACAUUCUUCGAGCGCUUGUUGAGCGAUGGCGGUCUCGAAUUUGUCAACAUCGAAACACAUGAAUAGGUUAAGCGUGGCCACACAGAUAUAUGCGAACCUUCACCACCUACAGCCAGGAUCUUUCUCCAGCCCGGGGAGGUCGAGCUUAUUCCGGUCAGAUUCUGCUCUUGCCAACCAUCAAAGUCCAGCGUUGACCUAAGUCUUAUCAUGAACAUUGGGGCUUUGAAGAGUGGUUGCACGUACGAGGUCAAGCUGCCCGCCGGAAAGGCGAUCCUCUACUGGCGCUGGGCUGAGCGCAAGGAUAUCCAAGAACAUCGACAGCCAGCGGUAGGAACUCUCUCGACCGUCCAGUCAGCUGCUGAGGCCGUGCCGAGAUGGUGGGAGGGUGGUGAGGCUGAUACCUCACUGCUUUUGGAGAAGACUUCGUUGCCCGUCUUCGUUGAAGGAGAGGCCGUGAUUAUUGGUUGUGUCGGAGAAGCAAUGCGGUGGCCCAGCGACAAUUUUGAAGUCCUGGGCGCACAACCAGCCAGGAUACCAGAAGCGUUCGCACCGCUUAGCUGGGGAGUACAGGAAGAAGCAACGCGCUCGUCAAGGAUGAGCGCAUGGCUUCAUGGAUCCGGCCUUACCAAAAUCGCGGAUGGCGGAGAAGAGCAUUGGCUUGUACGCAAGAACAGCCAGCUCAACCAUUCAAAUAUGAAACUGCAAUGCAUAACGUAG